AUCUAUCGAAAUCCUUCAAUCAUCGACAGGUUUCCAUUUCGCUUCCAGGGACUCUGGGUUUUAAUCUGCUUUUUAACAGCUCAGUUUUUUUAUGUGAUAGAAGAACACAGUAGCAUAACUCUGCCUCGGCAAGAUGUCGGGCAAGGAGGCAACCAUCUUCGUCGUUGACCAUGGCGCUUCCAUGGGCAGGAAGAGCAAUGGAAGAAACGAAAGCGACCUGGACUUUGCGAUGAGAUAUGUCUGGGAUUCUCUUGCUACGAUUAUGAUCACUGGACGGACUACUCUCACAGUUGGAAUUGUUGGGUUUAGGACCGAUGAGACGAACAACGCCUUGGAGGGGGAGGAAGGGUACAACAACAUCUCCAUUAUGCAGCCUCUAGGACCCAUAAAAGUGCCGGAUCUGAAAAAACUGCAGAAGAGUGUCAAACCAAGCAAGUCGGAUGUGGGAGAUGCGGUUUCGGCGAUCAUAAUUGCUAUUGAUAUGAUGGAGCGAUUCACGAAGAAGUUGAAGUAUGCGAGGAAGAUUGUUCUGGUCACCAAUGGGACGGGCUUGAUGGACUCUGAUGAUCUGGAUGAGACGUCUUCAAAGCUGAAUGAAGAUGGCAUAGAAUUGGUAGUCUUGGGCGUUGACUUUGAUGACCUCGAGUUUGGCUUUAAGGAGGAAGACAAGGAUUCGCUGAAGGCUGGCAAUGAGAAGGUUUUGAGAAGUCUUGCGGACAAAUGUGAAAAGUCAAUAUUUGGCACUGCGGCAGAGGCGGUCCAGGACUUAUCCAUACCGCGCGUCAAGGAUUACAGACCGUAUGCGACUUUCAAGGGCCAGCUCACGUUAGGGGACCCUGAGAAGUACGAUACCGCUAUGUGUAUUGAUAUCGAGCGCUAUUUCCGCACCAAGGUCGCCAAACCGCCUUCUGCCAGCAGUUACGUUGUGGCGGAAAUGGCUGGUGACAACGAGGGCGAUGUUAAGAUGGAAGACAUUUCAGCCCAAGGUGAUGCACUUACCUCGGUGAAGAAUGCAAGGACAUACAAGAUAGUGGAUGAGUCUGCGCCUGGCGGGAAGAGAGAUGUCGACAGAGAUGAUCUUGCUCAAGGGUUCGAGUAUGGCCGGACCGCAGUUGCUAUCGCCGAGUCAGACCAGAACAUAACGAAGCUGGAGACAGUGGCAAGCUUCUCGAUCGUAGGAUUCAUACCAGCCGAAAGGUACGAGCGAUAUUUCAACAUGGGCGAAAGCUGUGUUACUGUUGCUGCGAGGUCGAAUGAAAAGGCUCGACUUGCGCUCUCAUCUCUCGUUCAUUCACUUGCAGAACUGGAGUCAUAUGCCGUCGCUCGCAUCGUCUUGAAAGACGGUAAAGACCCCCAGCUUGUCCUCCUGUCGCCAUCCAUCGAGCCAGACCUCGAGUCUCUGAUUGACGUGCCUCUUCCCUUCGCCGAGGAUGUUCGCCUGUACCGAUUCCCUCCACUUGACCGCGUCAUCACACUAUCUGGCCAGACCAUGACCAAACACCGCAACCUCCCUACAGAUGAUCUCACCAGGGCCAUGUCAGCCUAUGUUGACGCCAUGGACAUCUCAACAUUUGGCAAGGAUGACGAGGGCAACCCCGUAGAAUACAUGGCCAUCGAAGACACAUACUCUCCCGUCCUCCACCGCAUCAACCAAGCCAUCCGUCGCCGCGCCGUGCAACCCGACGAGCCGGUCCAACCUCCUCCCGAAGUUCUCAUGAAAUACUCGAAACCCCCAGCCGAUCUCGUCAAGGCCAGCGCAACUGAGCUUGAAGCCCUCAUCAAAGCCGCCGACGUCAAGAAAGUGCCACCGAAGGCCAAGGGCCGCCGCGCAAAGGAGGCCAUCAAGCCCCUGUCAGGUCUCAAUGUCGACGCCCUGCUCAGCCGCGAGGAGAGGUCCGAAAUCAACUCUGAUAAUGCUAUUCCGGAAUAUAAGCAGCGUCUUGGCACGGCAGAGGAUAUCACAACGAUCGAAUCAGCCAGCAAGGAGAUGGAUGGGAUCAUACGCUCCUUGGUCGAGCAUAGCCUCGGCGACAGCGGUUAUGGGCAGGCUAUUGCGAAUUUGGGUGUGAUGCGGGACGAGCUGGCGAGUCUGGAAAUGCCGGAGGUGUAUAAUUCGUUUAUACGGCGACUGAAGGAGGAUCUACUGAAAGAGAAGUUAGGGGGUGAUCGGAGAGAGCUGUGGUGGGAGAUUAAGAAGGCGAGGCUUGGGUUGGUGGACAAGCGGAAAACGGAGGUUAGCACGGUGAGCGAGGAGGAAGCAACGGAGUUCUAUGCUGUGACGAGCGAUAUACCGAUGCGUGCGAAAUAGUUAAUUUUGCUACUGUGCUUGUUCGAUAUGUAAGACCACAUUGAGGAAUUCGAUGUUCUAGCCAUAGUACUUGUGUGCAAAGCUGGGAAUUGAUGAUGCAAUUAAAGACAGCAAACUUGAUGCUUUUAUCUUAAUUUUUGAGUAACGAGCUUGUUGAAGAGCUCCAAUAAUAUCUAGG
Pseudogymnoascus destructans is the source of this 2486-nucleotide messenger RNA. It is a transcript of the gene KU80, whose product is annotated as ATP-dependent DNA helicase II subunit 2. Bases 134 to 2308 code for a protein of 724 amino acids. Lineage: Eukaryota; Fungi; Ascomycota; Leotiomycetes; Thelebolales; Thelebolaceae. The transcript has 4 exons. The record is from RefSeq and is a predicted model, not a curated record. Gene Ontology annotation, cellular component: nucleus; Ku70:Ku80 complex. Gene Ontology annotation, molecular function: double-stranded DNA binding; damaged DNA binding; telomeric repeat DNA binding. Gene Ontology annotation, biological process: DNA recombination; double-strand break repair via nonhomologous end joining; cellular response to gamma radiation.